Cydia fagiglandana is the source of this 1407-nucleotide messenger RNA. It is a transcript of the gene Swip-1, whose product is annotated as EF-hand domain-containing protein D2 homolog. The record is from RefSeq and is a predicted model, not a curated record. The transcript is spliced from 3 exons. Gene Ontology annotation, molecular function: calcium ion binding. NCBI's taxonomy places the organism in Eukaryota, Metazoa, Arthropoda, Insecta, Lepidoptera, Tortricidae. The coding region runs from base 92 to 679 and encodes 195 amino acids.
GAUACGCCGCAGCCGGCCCAGUGCGAGCACGGCCUCCCAAGAGAGCGCAGCCUCACGACCCCGCGAUCAACACGCACGGAACACGCACGCGAUGGCGGCAACCGACGAACUUAGCGGCAUACUCUCCCGGAGACAAGAAAUCAACGAAAAACUCGAGGAGGGACUCGAGAUCAAACCCAAAUACAGAUUCGUCAAUGUCUACACGGAAUUUCACGAGUUCUCCAGGAAAGAAAUAAAACAAUACGAGUUGACCUUCAACAAGUUCGAUGAAGGCCACGACGGUUUCCUAGACCUGACGGAGGUGAAGCGCAUGAUGGAGCGGCUCGGCGCGCCGCAGACGCACCUCGGGCUCAAGGCCAUGAUCGCUGAGGUCGACGAGGACCAGGACAGCAGGAUCAGCUUCAGGGAGUUCAUGCUUAUCUACAGGAAAGCGCGAGCGGGCGAGCUCGAGAACAACUCCGGGCUGGAGGCGCUGGCGCGGCUCACCGAGAUCGACGUCGACCAGGUCGGCGUCAACGGCGCCAAGAACUUCUUUGAGGCCAAGAUUGAGGAGCUGGCUAAGACCAACAAGUUCCACGACGAAAUAAUCCAAGAGCAGGAGGAAAAACGAAGAGAGGCAGAAGAAAAAGCCGCCCGGAGACUCAAAUUUAAGGAAAAAGCGGCCCUAUUUCAACAUUAACAAAACACCAAAUUACUGAGCAAUGUCUAGUCCGUAAGCUGUUACCAUGGCUUAUAACUUCGAAGAUCUACAAACUAUUUAACUAAGUCUUGUUUAGAUGAAUUUUAGAUUCUAUUGUAUCUACACUUCUGUUGCUUUUUCAAGGUUUAUGUAACUUUACUAUUUACCUACAAAUUGAUUGUAAUGAUCAAUUUAAAUAUACUAUAGUUAGUCUUAAAUAUUUAUGUAUUAAGAACUGUGUAAAAUUAAUAAGUGUCAAUGUCUAUGCCUAAUUAAGUUAAUGUUCGGUAGUAAAAAUAUAUAUUAUAAAUGUUUUGAUGAAAAGUAUAUUUAUAAUGUGGUAUGUGUCUGCAUCGCUAAACUUAAGUGGCAGUGGGCGGGGCACAUUGCCCGUAGAACCGAUGGCCGUUGGGGCGGAAAGGUUCUCGAGUGGCGACCACGUAAAGGCGCAGCGUGGGUAGACCCCCCACAAGGUGGACUGAUGACCUGGUGAAGGUCGCGGGAUGCGGGUGGCGCAAGACCCGUCAUAGUGGCACUCUUUGGGGGAGGCCUAUGUCCAGCAGUGGACGUCCUCUGGCUGAUAUGAUGAUGAUGAUGUGUUUGCAUGUUGCCUUGUAUGUUUACAUUAGGAUAGAAGAUUUUUUAUACUUAACUUACUUAUUGAUGGUUGAAAGUGAUGUUUAUGAAUUAUGUGUUAAGGUUGUUUGAAUAAAACGUAUAAAGUAUUA